UCGUCACUAUUAAGUUUCCCGGAACUUCCGCCAAGUGUAAACGGAAGUAGGUACGUGGCUGCUUCAGCUGACAGGCUACAUGAUGGCGACAGAGGUUCAGAGCGGUGACCUCGAUAGUGCUACUUCUAGCCGGCUCGAAGUUUCUAUCGAUGGCCUUACCCUCAGUCCUGACCCGGAGGGCGAACAGGGUCAGGUCGGAGAGCCGGAACCUAAACCCGCCGAAACCAAGUCUGAUACGCCUGAUGCCACUGAAGGCGAAGAUGGAGAGACUGCCAAAUCUGUGAUAGAGAGGAAAUGGGGCUUUCCUUUACAAGAGCUGUACGGAAUGGCCCUUAAAUUUUUCAAAGGUAAUGAUGGUAAGGCCUUCCACCCAACCUAUGAGGAGAAGCUUCGACUGGUGGCACUGCACAAACAGGUGUUAUUGGGUCCUUAUAAUCCUGAUGCUUCGCCGGAGGUUGGCUUCUUUGAUGUUCUAGGCAAUGACCGCAGGAAAGAGGGGGCCUCCCUGGGUAACAUGGAGAAAGAAGAGGCCAUGGUGGAGUUUGUCAAGUUGCUCAACAAGUGCUGUAAUCUCUUUGCUCCCUAUGUCUCCUCACACAAGAUUGAAAGGGAGGAGCAGGAGAGGAAAAGAAAAGAGGAGGAGGAGCGUCAGCGGCUGGAGGAGGAGGAGAGAGAGCGACAAAGACAAGAGGAGGAGAGACGGAGGCUUGAAGAGGAGGAAAGGCUGAGGAGAGAGGAAGAGGAAAGGAGACAAGCAGAGGAAGAGAGGCUACGGAUUGAGCAGCAGAAACAACAGAUAAUGGCAGCACUGAAUGCUCAGACAGCAGUGCAGUUCCAACAGUAUGCUGCCCAGCAAUACCCCAACAGCACCGAGCAACAGUUGGGCCUCAUCCGUCAGCUUCAGGAGCAGCACUACCAGCAGUACAUGCAGCAGCUCUACCAGGUCCAACUGGCCCAGCAACAGGCGGCCUUACAGAAGCAGCAGCAGCAGGCUGAGUCAGUGAUGCAUGGCACCCUGGAAUCUAACACCUUCAACAGUGGCGAACCUAUCCAUGUCUCAGCAGCUGGACCCUUAUGUGCAGCUUCACCACCUGCUGGUGAGGAAGCUCCUACAGUCAAUGGAGGCCAGUCAGAUACAUACUCGGACCGGGAGGCAGAGCCUGAGCCAGCAGAGGAGGUCUCAGAGAAUGGACCUUUAUUAGCUGACUCCCCACCAGUCAUAGCUGCUCCUUCCAUGUGGACACGGCCACAGAUUAAGGACUUCAAGGAAAAAAUCCGGCAGGAUGCAGACAGUGUGAUCACAGUGGGACGCGGCGAGGUGGUCACAGUGCGUGUUCCCACGCAUGAGGAGGGCUCCUACCUAUUCUGGGAGUUUGCCACGGACUAUUAUGACAUCGGCUUUGGGGUCUUCUUUGAGUGGACGGAUGCUUCCUCUGCUUCAGUCAGCGUGCAUGUGUCGGAGUCCAGUGACGACGAUGAGGAUGAUGAAGGUGAUGCUCCUGGUGAGGAGGAGAAAGUGAAGAAGGAGGCAGGGAAGCCCCAGGUGGAUGAGAUUGUGCCGGUAUACCGGCGGGACUGUCAUGAGGAGGUGUACGCUGGCAGCCACCAGUACCCUGGGCGUGGAGUCUACCUACUCAAGUUUGACAACUCCUACUCACUCUGGCGCUCCAAGAGUGUUUACUACAGAGUCUACUACACCAGAUAAGCCUAAAUACAGACAUAAGGGGGAGCCAGGGCGUGUGUAUGUUCAUAUAUGUGUGUAUGUAGGUGGAGAUCUCUGUGAUGGCAGCCUGUAUGUGUGUGUGUGUGUGUGUGUGUGUGUGUGUGUGAAGGAGAAAGUGAUACCAGACCUGUUCUGGAAAAAACCACCAGAGGGUGACAAAGAGACAAAUUUAGAGCCCCAGCCUGGAGAUCAGACUGAUAUGUAUGUACUGUAUGUGUAUGCGUAUCCCAAGAUACACCUUGCUAGAUCUUGUCAUUGAGCCCUUGGAAGAGGAGUGUGUUUUCCUGUUGUAUAUUCACCACCUGUCCUCACUGUGCUCACAUAGACCAAGCUUUGCUCUCAUAUUGUUACUACUUUUCACCCCGGGCUCCUCUUCAGUCACCAACCCAGCCCGACACUGGUCAGCUUGGCCUUGCGGCUGCCUCUGCCCUGGGUGAAGCUUUCAUAACCAUGAAUGGAAACCUGUCAAGUCCAGCACUCUGUGAAGCAACGUUUCCUGUUCGGUGGUCAUAAUGGCUGUUUAUCCCACAAGAACACAGACAGUGUUGGGGGAAAAAAAAUCUAAUUAUAUUGCAAAUGUACUUCAUAACACUAUGCCUUUGUUCUGCAAAAAGCUUCUGGUCUUUGCCAAGUCACACAUUAAAACACCAGUGUACACAAACUUCAUCAUCCUUUUUGAUGCAUAUAUGCUACCAUGCAUCUAUAAAGAUCUGAGGAAGCAAUGCUCUUUUCAGCUUCUUGCCAUGCAGAAACAGUCUGACUUCAGCCUUUUAUUUCUUCAUACAUUCUGACUGACAGAGUGUACCAGGGGUGGUGUUUUUUUAAUGGCGUGUACUGGCAACAUUUAUCAAGGACGGGCAAGAACUCAUUGCAUGGUUUUUAAGUGAGUGAGUACAUGUGGUAAAAUAUGGCUGUGGCUCUUCUGGCUUUGUAAACUCAAGCAUUUUGGUGUGUGAUCCAGAAUAAUAAGUUUAAAAACAAAUCACUUAAUAAAUAUUUGUUCUUACUUUCUCCUUUCACCUUUAAGCAGUUGUCUCAGUGCUUCUUGACGGCCUUGUUUGUAUGGUUACACCACAUGACUAUUACAUUAAAUUAACAACUGUCCCUUGUUCUGGAGUCUUUAUGAAUGAGUGGAUAAGAAGAUGGUACAUUAAAAUGGAAAUUAUACUACCCUGCAGGUUUUUGUGUUAAUCAUUCAGUGUGUUGGAGUUGCUGUAAACAUUUAUGACACACAAGUACACCUAACAAACAUUUUUUUGUGUGUGUUUGUGAAUUGGAGGCCAUUGCGCACUGUUACAUCUCUGCAGUGCUCAAAAAUCCAUAAAACAAAAUAGUGCUUCUGUUCUGUUGGUCAUCUCAUAUGAUGUGAAAAAAAACUAACAUAGACUUGUCUUGGGUGACAUUUUGGCUUACUAACUGCUUAGUUGUGACACUGAAAUGUAUUCAACUUACUUUUUGAAGUUUAUUUUGUUGCCAUAAUUAAGAUUAUUUCUUUUGAUCAGUUUCAUAUUGCAUGUUUUGUGUACCUACCACCUAGGUGCAUUAGGAGCAGUUGCUGUAUUAUCUGUGUUCUGCCUGAAUCUGAACGAUGGGUGUUGAAUGGAGAGUGUGUUCACUCGGCAUCAGUGACCUUUGGUUUCACUUCAUCACACUUGCUGAGCUGUAUUCUUAUAUUUUCCUGUGCGUAUGCAACCAAACUUUAAAGGCACAUUUGGAAUGAUGUCCUUGCUGAGUGUGAAUUGAUCAAAUUUGUGUAACAAAAUGUCACUACUCAUGGCUAAACCAAGCCAUAAAGAAAGUUCAGUUUUCUUCUGAUGUAUAAUGUCUGUUCUUAAGUAUGUUAUUGCUCACCAAAUGGUUUGAAUUGACAUGUAUGUAAAUAAUUCUAAAAAGGUGUUUAUGUAUUGGUUUUUAGAUGUGGAAGAAGGCUAGGGGUUUGAGAAUCGAUGCACUGUAAAAUAUGCUGAAUGAGACAUAUAUAUAUAUAUAUAUAUAUCCAUUUUAGCCCAAAUGAAAGUCCAAAACUUUUAGAAACUAUACAACUGUAAGACUCUAUUGACAUGAGAGGUAAAAGCUAAUUUUUCUAUUGUUUU
Molecule: messenger RNA, 3816 nt
Organism: Monopterus albus (swamp eel)
Lineage: Eukaryota; Metazoa; Chordata; Actinopteri; Synbranchiformes; Synbranchidae
Gene: acbd3
Product: acyl-Coenzyme A binding domain containing 3
Exons: 8
Coding region: 80-1705 (541 amino acids)
Cellular component (GO): Golgi membrane
Molecular function (GO): fatty-acyl-CoA binding
Source: RefSeq, a predicted model, not a curated record